Suillus plorans is the source of this 641-nucleotide messenger RNA. RefSeq lists its product as uncharacterized. The transcript is spliced from 4 exons. The record is from RefSeq and is a predicted model, not a curated record. Lineage: Eukaryota; Fungi; Basidiomycota; Agaricomycetes; Boletales; Suillaceae. The coding region runs from base 131 to 472 and encodes 113 amino acids.
AUGUCCUCGCGGACAUAGACAGUGUCGUUUGGAAGUUAUUCUUGAUCUCUGCAUAGCAGCAACAAGGAUUUAGAGUGGUUUUACAUGGGCGACUACUCCAGCCUCCAGUAUUCGGCUCACAAGAGAGUGGAUGGGUUCUUCCUUCACCCUCCGAGUCUCCACACUGCUUCUCUUACGAUCGCGCACGGAUGCACCGAAUUCCGUGCUCCAUCACAAAGCGCCUUCGCCCGCUCGGCGCACACCGUCUCUCAACUCACUUGCCACAGUCUGGACCAGAACAUGCGUCGAGGACUAUGCGCAAGACACAGCAAUAUGUUUAUUCAGGAUGGAAUUUGAGAACGCCCACCUCUGGUCCUUCCAGCAUGUGCUUGGAAUUGGUAACUUUCAUUGUACGUCUCGUACUUGGCCCUGCCGACCAUUAACUUGGCAUCCACCGUACGCACAGCGCAUCCGUCUGAAUCUGAUGUCCUAGCAGCACGUUUAAUCAUUCCUCAUAUGCCCGUUGCCCAUUACACUAUGAUCUCGAAACUAAGUCGCAAGACCCUAUUACAUACAAUAUAAGUUUACACAUAAUCCAGUCUAUUGUCUAUCAGUGAUCCAAGAUGCGAGUUGAGAUGAAUAAUUUUGUUAUCAAGUAUGUG